AACGAUAAAAAUGGCUUCACCAACAGCACUGUCAGUAGUAAUCAAAACAAAACGAAUAGCAACAGUACAGUUGAAAAAGUUAUUUAUUGAUGUCUUAAUUUGGUGUAAAAUACCUAGUUUAUAUUCUUUCUUCUUCGAAUAGAUUUAACUCGCAUUGGAUACCAUUUUAGCGCUGAAAGAAAGUCUUGUUAUGCUGCAUAACGUCAUGACAAGCGAAAAAUAACAGUGAAAAUGAGCAACAAUAAACAUUACUUUUAAUUUCAUCGCUCGCUGGUUGAAUUUCGACCAUCGUGAUUAGGUAUUGAACAUAAAUUAUGUUGUUUCAAACUGCACUGUAUCUUCGCUCUCUGAAGUCGGUCUUCGGUAGCGAUACCAGCCCGAGGAAAACGAUUAACUCAAUAUUUUGGCUAUGUUGUCUGUUGGCGAUAAUCUUUUUCUACUUCAGAAGAAGCUUGGAGCUUGUUCUCCGCCGAGGUCGUGUACAGGCACUCAAACAUUCCCAAACUAUUCAACACGCGUGGAACAUCUGCUUUUACACGGCUGCAACUGUAUUCCUUGGACUGUAUCAUAAGCUACUGAUACGCCCGGAAAUCGCCAACCAAAGCAGUAAAUAUUUCCCACAGUACAACAACACGAUAUUUCUAGCCGCAUGCGAUGUGAUUAAAUUCGAAAUCGUAACCAUGGUACUGGUCUCCUUUGAUACUAUUGGCGCUUUGGUUCGAUUAAGGAAUAGUGAUUAUUCUGAAGCUGCAUCCAAGGUUUUCUAUGCUGCAUUACUACUAUGCUGUUUUAUGCUGCGACUGGAGAAUUACAGCGUGUUACUCAACAUUUACUUGGGGGUGUUCAACGCGUUUCAGGAGACGUUACUCCUGCUUUCACUACAUACCAGUGAAAAAAGUGAUACUACGUUAAGGUUAUAUGUGAUACUUAAUUUUAGUUCAUGGUUAUACCUUUUCCUCAACAUAUUGCCGUUUGAGUUUCUCAUUCCCACAUUGUACGCCAAUAACAAAGAACUUUAUAUGUAUUUGAAUAUUUUUUUCUGGAUGUGGUACUGUUCGUGCGUAUGGAAUUCGCCGAUCUUGAAAUUUAUGUAUCAUAAAAUUUAUCAUUUAAAUCCGUACGAUUGCAUUGGAGGCGAUUCUUCUGUACGCUGUAUACUUCUUGGCGAUACUCGCAACUAUCGUCAUCACCGUAAUCUCGAGCGGGCUUACCUCGAAUUGAAGCUCUUUCACGAUAAAAGCAAACUGAGCGGAACACGUCAUGGAGAUAAAGAGAAUUCAUCUGCUAAGGCCUUCCAAACUAUAAAAUGUGUUCUGGCAUUGAAACGAAAACUCAAACGAAUGCGUGAAAAUCGAGAUCAACUUUCAGCGGAAUGAUUCCUGUUUCAUUUGAAACGGUGGAUGACAGGCGCAUAACCUCAAAACGAACUAGUUAAAUAUUAAAAAAAUGCUUUUCAAUUGAACUGCAUCGGAGGCUGAGAAAGUAUUUUUAGUGAUUUAUAGUUUUAAAAUGAAUAUAGCAUCUAUGCAUUCUUUAAGUUUAUUUUUAUUGGAUAACUCGAGCUAGAAAUCUAUUCCCAACACUAGGUAAGUUCACAAAUAUUCAGCAUCAUGUGAAGUAACAAGAAUACCGCAAGAGGUAAGUUUGAUGAGUUAAAGCAGUAGGGUUUUUUUGCGAACUGUAAUUUUCUACAGAAUUGAGAUAUCGAAGCAUCCAACAUCCGUUGGAAAGCUGAACAUAGGAAGCAACUUUUUUAUCUAGACAGAUUUGUGUUUUGAUCGAAGCGUAAGUGACUACGAUCAAUUUUUGGAGGACGUGAUUUUUGGCUGUUUCAAGAAAGUAACUGGGUUGUGAACCAUCUGGCAAAUCCUGAUAAAAUGCGGAGAAAACCAAAUCAAACACUAAUAGUUGUACGUAUGCAGAAAAGACUUUGCUAGGUCGAAACUUUUUUGACUGGCCAGAUAAUGUGGGAUUUAAUCCAUUCGUUCUAGGCCAAGUAAUCAACGAAAUAGUUUAAUAUCUCCACUGAUGAGAUGAAUAAGAGCUCCUCUACCCCAAACAAAUUUGGUUUAACCUAACUUGUCGUCGUAGUGAGAAAUGUUUGAUGAUAUUUGACAGUUUUGGUACAAACCUAGCAUGAAAAACGAAUAGUUCACAACCCAGCCAUAAUUCAAUUUUGGAAACGUCAAAAAUAAUAUUUACAAUCUCAGUACGACAUAAGCCACUAUUGAAUCGAAAAAUAGAAUCAAAACACUCAACAAAUAUGCAUAACAUUAAUGAUAAAAUACAAACAUAGUUAGACCGAUACGAUGGCCCCAAACAAAUUUGGACAAUCAGGGAAAAAUGCUAAAAUGGUUCACAACUCAAACUUCUCCCCUAAACAAUUUGAACAAAAGACCUAAUUCAUAAUAUUAAUGAUCUAGAAUUGAAAAACUAAGGUUGUUGAUAACUGUUAUUUUUCCAUACGAUAGCUCAUUUGGACAAGAAAUUAUCACAAGAUCAGCAUAGCAUCAUCUAGAAGAAAUGAAAAAAGGUUCUUCAACUCUCUUAGACUGAAAGGAUAAAACAAAUCAAUGAAUGAGAACUAAAAGAAAGACUAGUCAUAAUCCAACACCAUUUGCUAUCUUGGCUAUAGUGCCUCAAUAAAUAUUAAGCGCACACUUUGGAUAAUUUUUGAAUGGUAACCAUUAAAACCAUUCAUGGCCGUAUUGUUGCCAAAUCUCUAACGAUAUUGUUUUGCAUGUCAUGGGCUUUGUCAAUUUCAACUCAUCUUGGUUUCCUGUAGAUUAACUAUAACGAAACAUUGUUCACAGAAAUAAUUGUUCUAAUUGGGUUUAGUGAUAAAAAUGCAUGCGAAGGAUAAAUUUCUAUUCUAAAACAAAGAUUACAAGUAUAUGUGCAUCAAGAUCGGUAAGAUGGUUUUUGAGAAAUCGUUCUUAUCGCUACAGUAAACACAAUUUCGAGACAAUCACGUAUGGAGUUCGCGUGUAAACCAUCAUUGACUUCAAUUCAGAUAGUGCGCUACAAAUAGCAUUUUCUUUAAUUUUGCUUUUUCAAAUAUUGUGUAUCUUUGAGUAAAUAUUCUCGAGUAUUUAGUUUCGAAAUAUGUAUGCCAAAUUAGAGUAAAUGAUCUUGAAUCGGAUAAUUUGCUGUUUUUUUCUGCAGUAUCGGCGACACAUAUCUCGAUUUCGUCAUGAAGUUAGAAAAAUAUUUUUGGAAACACAGAUUUGAUGACAAGUAAAACCAAUAAUUUUGAUAAUUUGUGGAUCGCAAUUUAAAUUAAUCUAUGAUUGGAACCAGUUUUACUGACUGAAGAAUAUUGAUAAUGAGUCGGAAUGUGCUUAUCUUGAAUAGAACUAAAAAUAAUUUCGAUUAGGACUAUAGUUCUGAAGGAUGAAUCGAUAGAACUAAUCGAAACUGUCCGUCUUGCCCCACCAGUACACAUACUUUUUAAACGUUUGUAUUUAUUCGCGCAUAAAUAAACUUACCUGUUAUUUUCCACGGA
This is a messenger RNA of Topomyia yanbarensis, 3505 nucleotides long. RefSeq lists its product as uncharacterized. The record is from RefSeq and is a predicted model, not a curated record. The coding region runs from base 315 to 1376 and encodes 353 amino acids. The transcript has 5 exons. Lineage: Eukaryota; Metazoa; Arthropoda; Insecta; Diptera; Culicidae.